UCACCAGCGUCUUGGCAGCUAUCGUGGGCUCUUGGCAGACACUGAUUCCUUUGCUGCCAGAGCUGAUAAGAGCCGGCUAAUUAAGCCAUUGUUCUGACGGAGGCGAGGAGGACACAACAGGACGAUGGACAGACCCCGCUUUACCCUGGAGAUGGAUGAUGGCCUUGGAGAGGAUUUGAAUGCAGCCGCGAAGGAGGCAGCUGGGGAGGACCAUGGACCGCCACCCUUGGAGACCCCUUUCCAACAAGAAGCCCCUUCCGUCGGCAAGAUUGAGGUGAAAUUGCCGUGGUUCCAAAGACCUAACAAACCGGUUGACCCAAAUAGCUUUGACAUGAACCGUAUUUUUACAGCCGUGGUUGAAGGAGAUCCUGAACUGCUCAAGGGCCUAAGCGAUUAUCUGCAGAAAACGUUCAGUGUUCUCACGGACAUUAAAUAUAGAGAUGGGAAGACAGGCAAGACCUGUUUGAUGAAGGCCUUGCUCCAUUUGAAAGACGGGAAGAACCCCACCAUCUCUGAGCUCUUGAAAAUAGACAAGGAGACCCAGAACCCAAAAUCAGAGGAGUCUUUGGUCAACGCCGCCUGUACUGACCCCUACUACAAAGGCCAAACAGCUCUCCACAUCGCCAUUGAGAAGAAGAGCUUAGAUCUUGUGAAGCUCCUGGUGGAGAAUAACGCUGAUGUCCACAAGGCGGCUUCCGGUUUAUUGUUCCAGCAGGACUACAAAGAGGUUCACUUUUAUUUUGGUGAACUUCCUCUCUCCUUGGCUGCUUGUACCAACCAGUCAAAAGUGGUCAUGUACCUCCUGGAUAACCCUCACCAAAAUGCCAGGCUGACUGAACAGGAUUCCGUGGGCAACACGGUCCUCCAUGCGCUGGUGAUGGUGGCCAACGACACGAAGAAGAACACCAAGUUCGUGGUCAACAUGUAUGACAUGAUCCUGAGGAAAGGGGCUGAGAUUGACCCUGCCUGCAGAUUGGAAACGAUUAAAAACAAGGAAAAGCUAACCCCUUUAACGCUGGCCGUCAAGACUGGGAAAAUCAAGAUUUUCAAGCACAUCCUCCGCCGAGAGAUGAAGGACCCCAAGUUCCAGUACCUUUCGCGCAAGUUAAUCGAGUGGACCUAUGGCCCCAUCCAGACUUCCAUCUACGACAUGACCUCCAUCGACAGCUGUGAGGAGAACUCAGUGCUGGAGAUCCUGGCCUACAACAGCAACAUUCCAAACCGGUACAAAAUCGUGGCCCUGGAGCCUUUGAACAAGCUACUUCAGCACAAGUGGGAAUUCUUCAUUAGAAAAAGGUUUCUCCUCAGUUUAUUCCUCUAUCUGACUUUCAUGGUGAUCUUCACAUGCACUGCUUACUACUGGCCACCAAAGGAUGAGCCUCUUGUUCCAACAACAGUGACAUUCCAGAACAUAUUAAGACUUCUUGGAGCUGUGAUUGUUUUAAUUGGUGGCAUUUAUCUCUUCGUUGCUCAGAGUGUUCAGUUCUGCAGAAGAUGGUCCACUCUGAAAAGCCUUGCAAUGGAGAGUUUCUUCGACAUACUCCUGUUUCUGCAGGUGCUUGCCAUCCUGGCCUCGUCCGUGAUGUUCGUUGCAAAGUUGGAAGAUUACGUGGUGCCCAUGGUGUUCGCCUUGCUUUUGGGCUGGAUGAACCUCCUCUACUACACCCGCGGUUCCCAGAAUUUGGGAAUCUCCAUCAUUAUGAUCCAGAAGGCCGUCUUGAAGGACCUUUGGCAUUUCCUGAUUGUGUAUGUGGUCCUCCUCUUUGGCUUUGCAGCAGCUCUCACCGUUCUCACCGGGGGCGCUUCCCACUCGGCCUACAACGCGUCUCUCCCGCUCAGCGAUGACUCUAAAGACCAGGCCGUGUAUUCGGGGCUACCUCAGACUAUCCUGCUGCUCUUCAGGUUCACCAUCGGCAUGGAUGACUUGGAAUACCAGGAGAACUUGAAGUACAGCAACAUUGCGAUGCUGUUGGUUCUCCUUUUUGUCAUCUUGACUUACAUCAUCUUGCUCAACGCAACAUUUGCCCUGAUGGGCGAAACAAUCUCCGAAGUCUCUGAUUACAGCCAGAACAUCUGGCAGUUGCAGAGAGCCCUCGCUAUUCUGGAAAUAGAAAAAAACUGGAUCUGGUGGUGGAAAAAACGCGAGAAAGGCAGCCAUUUCCUCACCAUCGACCCUGUGGACAAGGAAGAGAAGAAGAGGUGGUUUUUUCGAGUAGAAGAGCUACACUGGGAAAAUUGGACUAAAAAAUCCGUCCUCCGAGAAGAACCCAUGGAAACCAACUUUCUGGACGAGACAUUAGUGAUCCAAAAACGGAGCGUGGUGACCCAAGCCAUGCCCCGCGUGUCUUCUUCGUGGACCCCAUUCUUCCAGGCGGAGCAGGAAGAAGAAAAGGAUGAGAUGGUGGCGAUGAAGGACUUAGGGCUGCAGGAGGAGAGGAGUCGCCAGGAGGAAAGGAUUAGUGAACAGACUUGCUUACUGGAGGACGAAUGUUGAGUGCAUCUCCGUUAAAGCAGCAGAGAAGUUCCCUGUGGGGAUGAAAACCAGCACCUUCAGAGAGCUUAGCCCAGAUUCUUUUUCUUUCUUUCUUCCUUCCUUCCUUCCUUCCUUCCUUCCUUCCUUCCUUUCUUUCUUUCUUUCUUUCUUUCUUUCUUUCUUUCUUUCUUUCUCUCUCUCUCUCUCUCUCUCUCUCUUUCUUUCCUUCCUUCCUCCCUCCCUUCCUUCCUUCCUUCCUUUUUUCUUUUUCUUUCUUUCUUCUUUCCUUUUCUUUCUUUCUUCUUUUAGCAGGGGGUUGGACCAGAAGACCUUCAAGGUCCCUUCCAGCUCUUAUUCUAUGUUCUAUGUUUCUUUUUCUUUCAUUCUUCUUUUUCUCCCUUUCCCCUCCCUCUCCUCUUCUUUCCUCCUCCUCCCCUUCUCCUCCAUGAGUGUGUUUGUUGGAGGAUUACUUUGUUUGCAAUGUUGUUGUUUAGUUAUGAAAUCGUGUCUGACCAUUGCGACCCCAUGGACCACGUUCUUCAGGUCUUCUUGUCCUCUCCCAUCCUCUGGAGUCCAUUUAAAUUCAUACCUACUGCUUCAGGGACUCCAUCCAGCCACCUCGUUCUCUUGUUGUCCCCUUCUUCUUUUGCCCUCCAUCGUUCCCAGCAUUCGGCUCUUCUCCAGGGAGUCCUUCCUUCUCAUUAGGUGGCCAAAGGAUUUGAGUUUCCUCUUCAGGAUCUGGCCUUCUAAAGAGCAGUCAGGGUUGAUCUCCUCUAGGACUGACUUAUUUGUUCAUCUUGCAGUCCAAGGGACUUGCAAGAGUCUUCUCCAGCACCCGAGUUCAAAGGCCUCCAUUCUUUGGUGCUCAGCCUUCCUUAUGGUCCAACUUUCCCAGCCAUCCAUUGCAACUGGGAAAACCAUAGCCUUGACUAGACGCCCUUUUGUUGGCAGGGUGAUGUCUCUGCUUUUUAGAAUGCUGUCUAGAUUUGCCAUAGCUUUCCUCCCCAGGAGCAAGCCUCUUUUAAUUUCUUGGCUGCAGUCCCCAUCUGCGGAGCCCAGGAAAAUAAAAUCUGUCACUACCUCCAUUUCUUUCCCAUCUAUUUGCCAGGAAUUGAGAGGGAUGGAUACCAUGAUCUUAGUUUUUUUUUAAUGUUGAGCUUCAAGCCAACUUUUGUUUGUGAUAGAGAUGGGUUAAGGUUGAAUUUUUUUGGAGCAAAUAAUAACAACAUUCCAUCUUAUAUGUGUUGGUUUCGAUCCUCGAUGUGAAAGAGAAACCCCAAUAUAGAUAACCCCAAACUCAGAUAUUACCAACUUGUAUAGAAGUCAACCUGUCACUUAAAAAGCAGAAGUAUACCAUUGGGCAGGGAUGUGGUGUUGCAAGCUUUCGGGAAAGUGCAGAAAUAUUUCUACAAACUGUUCUUUGAAACCUGUUCCAGUAACUAUAUGUGGUAAAGGAGAGGGCAUCGAGAGUAACAUAUGCAUCAACGUAUAUAUCCAGAAGGUGUAUGAUAAGAGUAGUCCAUAUUUGGGCUUUUGUCUGUUUUAACCAAUUAGGAUAACUUCUUCUUUUUGCUUAUGACAAUAUCUGUAACCAAAGGUAUAAAAGAUUAUGCUUGAGCCUUGCUCGAGGCUCAGACCUUUGUUUUCCAUGUGAGUGGGGGUCUGUGUCCUAUUUGCGCAAAUAAUAAAUUAAUUCUUGUUUCUCAAA
Ahaetulla prasina is the source of this 4181-nucleotide messenger RNA. RefSeq names its product transient receptor potential cation channel subfamily V member 2-like. Gene Ontology annotation, molecular function: calcium channel activity; protein binding. The record is from RefSeq and is a predicted model, not a curated record. NCBI's taxonomy places the organism in Eukaryota, Metazoa, Chordata, Lepidosauria, Squamata, Colubridae. The coding region runs from base 125 to 2494 and encodes 789 amino acids. The transcript is spliced from 16 exons. Gene Ontology annotation, biological process: calcium ion import across plasma membrane. Gene Ontology annotation, cellular component: membrane.